Bombyx mandarina (wild silkworm) is the source of this 1876-nucleotide messenger RNA. RefSeq lists its product as uncharacterized. The record is from RefSeq and is a predicted model, not a curated record. NCBI's taxonomy places the organism in Eukaryota, Metazoa, Arthropoda, Insecta, Lepidoptera, Bombycidae.
GUCAGUUGAAGAAGACAGAGAAAGAAUAGAUGUUUUUUUGACGAAAAUCGAAGUGCAUGCAAUUUUAAAUAAAAAUACUGAGGGCUCUGGUUUCAAAAAUUCACUCACUAAAGUUUGUGCUAAAUAAAACAAGAUGUUUCGAUACGUACUCACAAUCCUCUUAAUAAAUUCAUGCUAUCGCAGCUUAGGUCUUCCUGUGCCUUCCUCACCGAAGCCAGUUUCGGCAUUAUUGAAAGAACUUUCAGAUCGUUGUGAAAAUCAGUUUUUGAAUAAGCAAAUUAAGUCGGCCAUAGAUCAGUGUCCGCAAGACCCGCGGAAAGAAUUUAAAUGUUUGCUGUUUUAUGAUAUGGCCAACCGCUUGUGCUUGGCCACUAAUACGUCACAAAUUACUUUAAAGGAAGAUUACGUAGCCGAAAUUAAUAAGGAACAAACCUUGGACAAUGUGUGUUCAGAAGCGAAAAACUGGGUCUUAUCAAAAUUUACUGACUAUAAACUUUACUCAAGUAAAAUUCUACAAGUUGGAUGCUCUGAUGUUUGUGGUGUCGACGUUUGGACUAAUUUAGAUGUUAACUUUUAUUGUAAAUUUUACAAAUGGGGUGACGAAUUAUUGAAAACUCAACCACAUGUUGUGGCCAAUCCAGGCCAUGAGAGCAUAAUUAAGACCAUAUCUGAGCCAAAACAAAAUGACUCACUUGAUAUCAUUGUCAGUGCAGGAACUAAUGAAAAACCUAAAGACAAAGCUAUUCAGUCACCAGAAGGUUCAUCCAGUCCAAUUAAUGCUAGUUCAAAAUUACCACCACUGAAUGAGCAAGAAACCCUUAAGCAAGCUAAGUCAAAUAAAGACCAGGAACUAAAAAGUGAUGUACUACCUGAACUAAAACCCAAUGUGCCUCAGAAUGUAAUACCAAAUGCAUCAUCUGAUAAACAACCUCAAGUUGUCAAACAGGUUCCAUUUAUUGCUCCAGUUGCUGAGAAAAUCGAGAAACAUGAAGAACCAAAAUCAAACAGUGUAAUUGAAAAUCCAAAUAUCAACCCCCAAGAAGAUAUUGAUGACUACCCAGGAAAUGAUGAUUCUGAGAUUCCCAAAAAUGAUCCUGAUGCUGCUGAUGAAGACAACGUGGAGGAUCCAGGUUUUGAGGAUGAUAAACAACAAAAGGAGAAAAAGGAUGAUAAGAUUAAUGCAAAGGUAGUGCCGGUUAUAUCAAAUCCUAAUGAUCCUCCGCAAAAAGCAUCUAAAGAAGAAAAUGAACAAUUUGAAGAGAAUAAACAGGACAAUAUUAAAGUUGAACCAGCAAUGCCAUCAUUUAGAGAAGUAAAACAUACAGAGUUCUACCCGAGCACUAUCCAAGAUGGAUAUCCGGAUGACGAUCACUUCUUCACGUUUUUCCUGACCGCUGUUAUUUUGGUUGUAGUCAUUUACGUAUUGUAUUACAACAAGAGCAGAGUUGGAAAAUUGGUUCUCGGUCUGAUCGUCGAAGGACGUCAAGGCAGAAGGAGAAACAGCAGAGGUCAUGCUUAUCGUCGCUUAGAUACAUUAGAGCAAGCUAUGAGUUCCAAUACUACAGCGCCACCGAGCAAAAUAAUAUACUAAACCAUAUAGUGAAAAUAGCUCGUUUCUUAACAAGAUUUCAUUUUAUUCACAUCAAGUAAAACAUUUUUAACAAUACAAUAAAAGUCUGCUUUAAAUCUGCAAAAUUUGAACACAACAUUCUUAACAUUUUAUAACGUGUCUUUGUUUCCGUAUUCGAGCCAACUAUGCUCAACUUAAAGCUGCUAGAAAGUUUACGAAUAUAAAAUAAUAUCCUGAAAAUACGAUUUCAAAUAAAUAAAAAUUAUUGGAAAAUAAUAAUUUUGAAAAUAAUAUACGGUAUUAAUA